UAAGUCAAGACCCAAGGCGUGGAGCAAAAGUUAAAAUAUAUGGGACUACUUUAGUCAUUGGGAACGAGUACCGGCUGAAACGGUUAGGUAGGGCAGUGAUCCGUGAGUAUUUGGGCGAACUGCGGUUUGCUCGGCCGGAGCUCCCCGACAAAAAAACGCAAAUUAAUGCAACAACUCGGCAAAAAUCAUGCUGGCAGCCUUUACCUGGUGAUUUCGAGAAGAACAAUCCCGGUGCACGCAUGUGGUACAAUAAAACAGAAAUGUCCGAGGACUGCCUCUACUUGAACGUCUGGACGCCAGCCAACCGCAAGGCCCCAGAACUUCUGCCAGUUAUGGUCUGGAUCUUUGGAGGCGGUUUCUACAGUGGAUCGGCCAACCUUGACGUAUACGACGGAAAGAUUCUCCCUGGCAAGGAGAAGGUCGUGGUGGUUUCAAUGCAGUACAGAGUGGGCCCCCUAGGAUUCCUCUGUCUAGAAGAGGGCAAGCACAGGAACCCACCUCUGGCGGCAUGUAACAUGGGCCUGAUGGAUCAACAAAUGGCGUUGAAGUGGGUGCAUGAGAACAUAAAAGCAUUUGGGGGUAAUAAAUCUCAAGUGACUCUCUUCGGAGAGUCGGCCGGCAGUGCAAGCGUCAGUCUGCAAUACCUUUCGAGGGAGUCCAGAAAAUACUUCCAGCAGAUGAUUAUGCAAAGUGCCAGCGUGUACAACCGAUGGGCAUUUAUUUCAAAAAGCGAGGCCUACGAGCGAAGCGAUGCGGGAACACUAGAGCAACGGUUGAAAUGUCUGCAGGGUCUCUCAGCAAAGAAUAUUACAGAUACGUACUAUGCCGUGUACUAUGCAAGAGAAAAACGACGUGCUAAGCUUUUGCAUGAACUUAGGCCACGCGUGAAAACAAAUACUACAAAUGCUGCGAUAUACGCCUCGUUUGAAUUUGCACCAACACUUGACGAUAUGUUUCUGCCAAAAUGCCCAGACGAGCUUCUUAAUGAAACGAUAGAGCAACCACCAAAGUUAUUAAUAGGCACAAUGGCAAAUGAGGGCAUGUACUGGCUUCUCUAUGGGCUGUCUGCGGAUUAUGGUGGGCUAAAUAGUACGCAAUUUCUCAAAACGGAUGGCAAAGUGGACUUGCCAAAGAAAAGAACUUUGAAGGCCGCAAUACCUGACGUGAAUGCCAUCUAUAAUCUACUCAUAGCAAAGUUUAUCAGCGAGCAGAAUUUCAACAAAAAAAUCAUCGACGAAAUUAGAAGUAACCUGGCCACAGUAUACGACUUCCUACCAAAAUUCAAGAUAGAUAAUUCGAUCAACAGAUGGAUGAAAUUUCCGGUGACAUGGAAUUCACAUGUGGAACGCAAAAAAAUUGCUAAUCGCAUUGCACAGCUGCCUGGUAGCGAAGUUUACUCCUACGUUUUUGUUCACAAAACGGAGGAUAACCGUUUUCCCAACUGGACUGGGGCUAUGCAUGGCUACGAAAUCGAUUACGUCUUCGGGAUGCCAUUUUCUGAGAAAUUUAAGAACUUUUAUACCUACGCUCCACAGGAAGUAAAACUCAGCGAAACCAUAAUGAAGUACUGGGCGAAUUUUGCUAAAACUGGAAAUCCAACACCUGAUGGAAGCGAUACGAGCCGCGUCUGA
Dibothriocephalus latus is the source of this 1631-nucleotide messenger RNA. Lineage: Eukaryota; Metazoa; Platyhelminthes; Cestoda; Diphyllobothriidea; Diphyllobothriidae. The record is from the annotation of a GenBank genome assembly.